Molecule: messenger RNA, 4164 nt
Organism: Pteropus alecto (black flying fox)
Lineage: Eukaryota; Metazoa; Chordata; Mammalia; Chiroptera; Pteropodidae
Gene: ATG14
Product: autophagy related 14
Exons: 10
Coding region: 44-1522 (492 amino acids)
Biological process (GO): autophagosome assembly; mitophagy; cellular response to starvation
Cellular component (GO): autophagosome; phosphatidylinositol 3-kinase complex, class III; extrinsic component of omegasome membrane
Source: RefSeq, a predicted model, not a curated record
UGAAAACAAAAUCCCACGUGACUGGCUCGGCUCUUAGACUAUCAUGGCGUCUCCCAGUGGGAAGGGAGCCCGGGCGCCUGAGGCUCCUGGCUGCGGGCCCCGGCCACUCGCCCGGGACCUGGUCGACUCGGUUGACGACGCGGAGGGGUUGUACGUGGCGGUCGAGCGGUGUCCACUGUGCAACACCACCCGCCGGCGGCUGACCUGUGCCAAGUGUGUCCAGAACGGCGAUUUCGUCUACUUCGACGGCCGCGACCGUGAGAGGUUUAUAGACAAGAAGGAACGGUUAAGUCAACUUAAGAGCAAGCAAGAAGAAUUUCAAAAACAAGUGUUAAAAGCUAUGGAAGGAAAACGGAUAACAGAUCAGUUGAGAUGGAAAAUAAUGUCCUGCAAGAUGAGGAUUGAACAACUGAAACAAACUAUAUGUAAAGGAAACGAAGAAAUGAAGAAAAAUUCUGAAGGCCUUCUCAAAACCAAGGAAAAGAAUCAGAAGCUUUACACUCGAGCACAACGGCAUCAAGAGAAAAAGGAGAAGAUUCAGAGGCAUAAUCGCAAACUUGGUGACCUAGUAGAAAAAAAAACCAUUGACUUGAGAAGUCAUUAUGAGCGUCUGGCAAAUCUUCGGAGAUCCCGCAUAUUAGAGCUCACCUCUGUCAUUUUUCCAAUCGAGGAAGUAAAGACUAGUGUGAGAGAUCCUGCAGAUGUGUCUUCAGAGAGUGACAGUGCCAUGACCUCCAGCACCGUGAGCAAGCUUGCUGAAGCCCGGAGGACGACUUACCUCUCGGGGCGAUGGGUCUGUGAUGAUCACAAUGGGGACACAAGCAUUAGCAUUACAGGGCCUUGGAUUAGCCUUCCCAACAACGGGGACUACUCUGCCUACUACAAUUGGGUGGAAGAGAAGAAAACCACACAGGGGCCUGACAUGGAGCAUAAUAACCCCGCUUACACAAUCAGUGCUGCGUUGUGCUAUGCGACUCAGCUGGUCAACAUUUUGUCUCAUAUACUCGACGUAAAUCUUCCCAAAAAGCUGUGCAACAGUGAAUUUUGUGGAGAAAAUCUUAGCAGACAGAAAUUUACUCGAGCAGUGAAGAAACUGAAUGCAAAUAUUCUUUAUCUUUGCUUUUCUCAGCAUGUAAAUUUAGAUCAAUUACAACCACUGCAUACCCUCAGGAAUCUAAUGUACCUGGUCAGCCCCAACUCUGAACACCUAGGCAGGUCAGGACCCUUUGAAGUGCGAGCAGACCUCGAGGAGUCCAUGGAAUUUGUGGGUCCUGGAGUUGCUGGAGAAUCCGACGAGAGUGGAGACGAGCACAUAAGUGACGACGAAACUGACCUGGGCACAGACUGGGAGAACUUGCCGAGCCCCCGGUUUUGUGACAUCCCUUCCCAGCCUGUGGAAGUCUCACAGAGCCAGAGUUCCCAGGUGUCCCCGCCCAUCGCGAGCAGCAGUGCUGGCGGGAUGAUCUCCUCCGCCGCAGCCUCGGUGACCUCCUGGUUUAAAGCUUACACUGGACACCGCUAAUGAGCAUGGACCAAAACAUGCCAGAUCUGCAUCAGGAAAGUAAACUAGUGAACUGUAUAUUUAGGUAAGAUUGUGCCUGGAACAAAAGGAGGUUAAACUGGUUUUUUUAAAGCAGAGAGACAAGCAUUUCUAUUUGUCAAAUGGCCAGUGGUGGUGACCGACAUGCCUAUGAUAAUUAAUAGAACAGAGAGGUCAAAGGUCAUCUACCCAGACUACUGUGGGUGGAAGAUGGACCAGUAAACAUGGGCAGUUCUGUUGAGGCAGAAAUUCAUUUGGGCUCCCUCUGAGCACAGGCCACAGGACCCACAGACGGGCUGACAUGUAGGUCCUUGCGAUGGUGAGACUCGUGAACAUUUUGCAUUUUAGAGAUUGAAUCACAAAGAAGUGGUUCUUAACAAUUAGGACUUGAAAUAUGAGUUUGAUAUGUUUGUUUUUAUGCCAUCAUUUUUGUACAGAGAACCAGCAAAUGUUUGAUAUACUUGAUUUCUUUAUAAUUUGGUCAUGUUUGGUUUUUAGGUCAAGGAUUUUGGUUUUGUGUGGAAGGGGUGGUAUUUUUGGUGGGGAGGGGACGGGUAGCUUAAAAAUUACUUCAUUUGUGCUGCUCUGUCGUAGCUCGUCAGACAUUCCUGUUUUCCUUUCUCCCCGCACACCAAAGAAACUUAAGGUCUUUUUGUCUUUAGGACCCACAUCCACGAACAGAAGAAAUUCUAGCUGCAAUAAUGUCCUGGAGAUUUUUUAACCUAUUUUCCUAUAUUCUGAGAGGAAUUAAGUUCAUUCUUACCUAGAUGACUGAAUUCCUACCAUCCACACUAUGUGCAUUUUGAAACUGAACUUAGGUUAAGUCAUUAAAGUCAUUCGCUUAUGUAAGCUAAAUGCCUGCCUGGGCACAGGUUAAAAGCCACUUAAUUAAGUGGCCUCUGCUCAUUCUUCUGGUGUCCAAUUUCUUUUUAAGGGAUUUAGUAGGUGGCAGGUUUUUUCCAGGAAAAACUAUCCCACUCGUUUGUUUCCUAGAGGUCGUUGCUGCUCUGAGGACACUACCUUCCUCCAGAAACGCAGAGCAGGUCACUGUAGCUGACACUGCACUCUCCUGGGGAGAGAGCUCCCCGGGCAGAACUGUCCCUCACCAAGAGGUCAUUUUCAACCGUGUCUUGUCAUUCUUAGUGACAAUCUUAUAAGAAAACCAUAGAGAGGCAUUAUGUACAAACAUGUAAGUAGUUUUUUAUUUUUAAUAACUGCAAAAAAAAAUUCUAUGUAACAACUACAAAAAGAAAUCCUAUGAAAAAUUCCUAACAGGCAUUAUUACCAUAUCUUGUUAGUGUGAUUAGCAUGAUAGUACCUCAGAUAAGUCAUUUAGAGGUUUGCCCCACCCUAGCUUCUUUUCUCAUUAUAAUUAUUAUAGAUACUUUGCCUCCAAAUCCGAGGUGCUAUAUAGCUUUUGCUAUUGGUAUAUUUAAUGUUCAGUAGAGUGUCGAGUAGAAUUGCAGAAGGGUGUUUAUUCCUUUCCAGGAGUCCCAAGUUCCCCUUCUAUGAAUUUUCUAGUUGGAGAGGAAACAGGCUUUUCUGUUUUAACUGCUCGGUUUCAUGAUUGCUGUACUUGUGUUGUACCGUCCAGGCCUGUAACUCAUAGAGAAUGGGUGUGAUAGGCUUGAACAAAUACCAAAUGAACUUAAAAUCCCAUGAGAUAAGAGUUGUCCAGGUACUUCAAACCCUCAAAAAGAAGUGCCUAGUCUCAAGAGUUGGAAGACUGGGAUUUGAGGCUUGAGGGUAGAGGCUGACUUCAGCUGAAAGAUGCACAUGAGUCAUGGUUUUUCUCAAGUAAGCCUCUUAUGAAACCAUGAAUGUGAGAUAAAGCUAACGAAUAGAAUCCAGAGAUCACAAACUCAUACCUAGAGUAAUUCAACAAACCUUACAAGGAUAUGGGAAAUUUAGGGAUUGAUAGGGUAUAUUUUGUUGUUGUUAAUAUCACCUAGAGGCACUUUACUUAGGGUUAAAUGAUCAAACCCUUUGGUGGCUAUGAACACCAACAUACUGGCUUACACUGCUGAGGUAUUUUGGUUUUCAUUAUUUUGCACUGGAUCCACCUGUAAAUAGUCUUAAAUAUACAUUUCAACCACUGUUUUUUCUACUUUCUUUGCUGCUCAUUAAAAUCUUUAAUUUAGGUGCCAGAACCAUAUGUAAACAAUUUUUUUUUAAUUGAAGCUGGUGUUUGUUUUGUUUUUUUUUAAACAAAAAGCCAUAGAACUUGGUUCUGUUUUCCAUAUUAAAAUGAUUUGUUGAAACAAGGUAAUAUUAAUAAAACCCGGAGGCACCAAAUAGGCUGCUUAAAAUGGCCUGCUAAACACAUUUUUGUGAUGGAAUAUGACUAAGAAAAGUUUUGCACAUCUGUAAGUUAAGGUGAAAAACAAUAUGUCAGCAUUGGGUAUAGCAGACAGGAUUCACUUAAGGAUUUGUGUAUUGAUGAUUUGGGAAAGAGCAUUUGGUGGCAUGCUGUUAAAAAGAACUAUAGUACCGGAGAAUCUCAUGGCGUCAUGUUGCAGGAACUUCCCAUUGCUCUGCAACUUCCAAACCGGUUUGAGUCAUACAAAUGUUUUCUAAACUUUUAUUGUAUUAUUGCAAUAAAUCUUUUAACAAUAUUUUUCUAA